Molecule: messenger RNA, 1375 nt
Organism: Aspergillus japonicus CBS 114.51
Lineage: Eukaryota; Fungi; Ascomycota; Eurotiomycetes; Eurotiales; Aspergillaceae
Product: protein-S-isoprenylcysteine carboxyl O-methyltransferase
Exons: 2
Coding region: 271-1200 (309 amino acids)
Biological process (GO): C-terminal protein methylation
Cellular component (GO): endoplasmic reticulum; membrane
Molecular function (GO): protein C-terminal S-isoprenylcysteine carboxyl O-methyltransferase activity
Source: RefSeq, a predicted model, not a curated record
GGAAACGAAGCAUCAACAACAACAACAAUCGUUGUUGUCCUCCACGCCCGCUGCGCUGCGAUUGUUCUCGCUCGCUUUCAGCCGUCCGCUCGUUCAUGCACACGUCUCUCUCUCAAACCAUGCGCAGACACUAGCAAAACCAUAACAAAACCCCCGCAUCACCCCCUAAAGCGAUGCAUCACCGACAUUACCACCACCACCACCACCACUAAACACCAUACCCAGCUUACAACAACAACAACCACCAGACCCCCCCUCCUGAACGUCAAAAUGAGCAGCACUCCACCAGCCACCACAACCCCGAUCUCCCUCACAACCCCUCAAUACCGCGCCUACCAACCCUCCUCGCACCCGCCGACCCCCUCCGCAUCCGCAUCCGCACGCGCAUCCGCAUCCCCCUCACCACCAACACCGCCCCUCGACCCCUCCAACCUCCCCACCGGCACGAAAUCGCUCUCCGGAAUCUCACUCCGCGCCUUCUUGCUGGGCACCACCCUCGGCCUCACCACAAGCCUAACCCUGCACCUCCUCCUAACAACCACAACUCCACUCUGGCGCCUCCCCUUCUUCCUCGCAAGCCUCAGCCUCUUCCACUUCCUGGAGUACUACACGACAGCAACCUACAACCCGCGCUUCGCCGACACCACCGCCUUCCUCCUGAGCUCGAACGGCUGGGCCUACAACGUCGCGCACGGGUCCGCGAUCCUCGAAUGCCUGCUCACUAACACCCUGGCCCCGGCGGGGGCCACCUACCACUACCACCAGCACCCGGGGCUGUCCCGGAUCUUCGCCUUCGAACGUACGGACACCUUCCAGGAAUACCGCCUCGAACUCAACCUCCCCAUCUGCCUCGGCCUCGGCCUCAUGCUCCUCGGCCAGACCGUCCGCUCCGUCGCCAUGGCUCAGGCCGGCAACAGCUUCAACCACACCGUGCAGGUCGCCCGCCGUGACGACCACCGCCUGAUCACCCACGGCGUCUACCGCGUCCUGCGCCACCCCGCCUACUUCGGCUUCUUCUGGUGGGGCAUCGGCACCCAGCUCGUCCUGGGCAACGUCGCCUGCCUCGUCGCGUAUGCCCUCGUCCUGUGGCGGUUCUUCCGGCUGCGCGUGCGGAGAGAAGAAAACUACCUCUGUGCUUUCUUUGGGGAUCAGUAUCGGGAGUAUAGGAAGAGAAGCUGGGUGGGGAUUCCCUUUGUUUGAAUUCAAGGAGUUGCACCCUGUUUCUUUUGGAAAAUUGAGAAAACAGGAAACUGGCUGUAUAUUGGGAAUAUGCGGGCGUAGUAGAUAUGGGAGUCGGGUUGUGUGAUAUCUGUCAUUUCCCGUUCAUUAUUUUGAGAUCCAAUACGCACUGUACUGUACAUUCUAAUCAUAUACC